Messenger RNA from Acyrthosiphon pisum (pea aphid), 2005 nucleotides. RefSeq lists its product as uncharacterized. NCBI's taxonomy places the organism in Eukaryota, Metazoa, Arthropoda, Insecta, Hemiptera, Aphididae. The record is from RefSeq and is a predicted model, not a curated record. Bases 451 to 1764 code for a protein of 437 amino acids. The transcript has a single exon.
UUCUAAGCCCGUAUUAUUGCUGACAUACCUGUAUUAUUUGUCAUGCGUGUUUACGUCUCGUAUUGUUGCUGAAAUAGCUAUCUGGUUCGUCAUGAUUUCAUUUGUGCGUAGUUAACUACAAGUGUUUGCAGAUCGUUGUUAAAAUUUUAUAAAUUUGUCUGUAUUCUGUAAGCGGUACCACGGUUAUGUCAGGGUUUUUUUAAGUAUUUUAACGUCGCUAAAAUCUAAAACGUGUUCACGGUCACACGCCGAUCGCCAGUAAUAUUUUUAUAAUAUUGAACAUUAUUUUUUCUCGCGAGUUGUUAACUCGUAUAUAGUCAACGCGGGCGUUUCAUCGCUCCAUCCUUAAUUUUGUUGAUAAACGUUUUGAGCGACCAUUAGGAGUUAUCGUUUCCUGUACCUACGCGUGUAAGCAAUUUAUUGUGCGUUUGCGUGGAGGACGCCGCUGCGAUGGACAACGAGAGGCCGUACCAAGUACCUAGCUUGUUGAAAACUGCGUACAACGCUUGCAACCAGAUGGACCGUGAAAGGUUCGAUUUGCUGGAUGUGCCGGACGUCGAUUUGCGACAUUGUUGCGAGUCGCUGUUCGAAUUAUUAAAAAUCGAAAAAACUCGAUACGAGGGCUGCGAUAGGCACUCCAUGUACAUCAGGUCGCUGUUCUCCUUCAACGACCAGAGGUAUAAAAACAUAUGCGAGGAGGCAGCGUCGCACGGACACGUAAAUUGCUUGAAACUCGCUCACGAGAUCGGCGUCCCUUGGGGCCAAAUGUCCAGAGGGAACGAUGAGCCGUGGGACCGGGCUGCGAGUUCGGGGCGUUUGGAGUGUCUAAAUUACGCCCAGGAUAAUGGGUGCCCUUGUGACGAGCGGACGUGCAGCAAUGCCGCGGAGAACGGUCACAUGGACUGCCUAGCUUACGCCUGGGAAAACGGAUGCCCGUGGGACCAGUCGACAUGUUACAACGCCGCGUUAGGUGGACAUUUGGACUGCCUGGUUUUCGCUCGGGAAAACGGAUGUCCUUGGGACGAGCGUACGUGCAGCAACGCGGCGAUGAACGGUCACAUGGACUGCCUAGUUUACGCCCGGGAAAACGGAUGCCCGUGGGACCAGUCGACAUGUUACAACGCCGCGUUAGGUGGACAUUUGGACUGCCUGGUUUUCGCCCGGGAAAACGGAUGUCCUUGGGACGAGCGUACGUGCAGCAACGCGGUGAUGAACGGUUACAUGGACUGCCUAGUUUACGCCCGGGAAAACGGAUGUCCUUGGGACGAGCGUACGUGCAGCAAUGCGGCGAUGAACGGUUACAUGGACUGCCUAGUUUACGCCCGGGAAAACGGAUGUCCGUGGGACCAGUCGACAUGUUACAAUGCUGCGUUAGGUGGACAUUUGAACUGCCUGGUUUUCGCCCGGGAAAACGGAUGCCCUUGGGGUGAGUGGACGUGCAGCAAAGCCUCGGAUAACGGUCACAUGGAUUGCCAAGUUUACACCCGGGAAAAAAAAUGCACGUGGGACCAGUCGAAAUUCUACAACGCCUCCGCAGCAGGUGGACAUUUGGACUGCUUCAUUUACGCCCGGGAAAAUGGAUGCCCGUGGGACAAGUGGACGUGCAGCCGCGCCGCGUACCGUGGUCACAUGGACUGCCUGGUUUACGCGAGGGACAGGAACAAGAGCCAACCAGUUUACCCACUGUAUUACGGGUGCCCGUAUAAACGUACGCCCCUACAUAAGCGUGGAUGGCGGGGGUUGACUGGGAUAAACGGGCUAUAGUACGCCAGAAAUUUGUUUAGCCCCUUGUGUAAAUGUUUACUGUUUUAUAUGUCCAUAUGUGAGAACUGAAAACAUUUUUCAUUAUUAAUUUUGGUGUCCGAAAAAUAUUUUAUUUGAUGAUUGAAAUUUUAAAUAAAAAAUGCUAAUUAUUUGAAUAACUGCGUAUUGAUAAAGAUGAUUUUGGCAUGGAUGCUAUUGUAUCGGAAAUUAACAAUAUAUACACUUAUAUAGUAAUAUAUAC